Molecule: messenger RNA, 2082 nt
Organism: Torulaspora globosa
Lineage: Eukaryota; Fungi; Ascomycota; Saccharomycetes; Saccharomycetales; Saccharomycetaceae
Gene: ENP2
Product: ribosome biosynthesis protein ENP2
Exons: 1
Coding region: 1-2082 (693 amino acids)
Biological process (GO): maturation of SSU-rRNA from tricistronic rRNA transcript (SSU-rRNA, 5.8S rRNA, LSU-rRNA)
Cellular component (GO): nucleus; 90S preribosome; nucleolus
Molecular function (GO): protein binding
Source: RefSeq, a predicted model, not a curated record
AUGGUGUUGAAAUCUACAUCCGCCAGUGAUAUAUCUGUGUAUCAGGUAUCGGGUACCAAUGUCGCUAGGUCUUUACCAGAUUGGAUUGCCAAGAAGCGUCGAAGAACAUUGAAAAAUGAUUUGGACUACCAAAAUCGUGUGGAAUUAAUACAGGACUUUGAGUUUAGUGAAGCAUCGAAUAAGAUUAAGGUUACGCCUGAUGGAGAGUUCGCCAUGGCUACAGGUACAUACAAACCUCAAAUUCAUGUGUACGACUUUGCCAAUCUUUCGUUGAAAUUUGAACGCCAUACCGAUGCUGAAAACGUUGAUUUUUUGAUCUUUUCCGAUGACUGGACAAAAAGCGUACAUUUGCAAAAUGAUAGGAGCAUACAAUUCCAGAACAAAGGCGGCUUACACUAUACGACACGGAUUCCAAAAUUUGGCAGAAGUCUAGCUUAUAAUAAAAUGAACUGCGAUUUAUACAUUGGGGCGAGCGGAGACGAAUUAUACAGACUAAAUUUGGAACAGGGACGAUUUUUGAACCCGUUCAAACUUGAAACGGAGGGCGUGAACCAUGUGUCAACGAAUGAUAUAAACGGGUUAAUUGCAAUAGGAAUGGAAGAUAGUAUUGUUGAAUUUUGGGAUCCAAGAGCACGUUCUCGCGUAUCUAAACUAUACCUAGAGAAUCAGUUUGACAACUCGCCAUUUCAGGUCACGACAACCAGCUUCCGAAAUGACGGCUUAAACUUUGCUUGUGGUACUUCAAAUGGCUACUCAUACCUAUACGAUUUGCGGUCUCCAGAGCCGUCGAUUGUGAAGGAUCAAGGUUAUGGCUUCGAGGUCAAGAAAAUAAUAUGGCUGGACAAUCUCGGCACAGAGCACAAAAUAAUGACAUGCGACAAAAGAAUUGCGAAAAUAUGGGAUAGAAUAGAUGGGAAAGCUUAUGCGUCGAUGGAACCGAACGUCGAUAUAAAUGACAUAGAGCAUGUCCCAGGAACGGGUAUGUUCUUUAUGGCCAACGAGGGUAUACCGAUGCAUACAUACUACAUUCCAAACCUUGGUCCUUCUCCACGCUGGUGCUCCUUCUUAGAUUCGAUUACUGAAGAGCUAGAAGAAAAACCAAGCGACUCAGUUUACUCGAAUUACAGGUUCAUUACCAAGGACGACUUGCGAAAAUUGAAUUUGAACCAUCUGGUGGGCUCCAACGUGCUCAGGGCCUAUAUGCACGGGUUCUUCAUCAACAGUGAAUUGUACGAUAAAGUUGCUCUUAUCGCUAACCCAACCGCCUACCAAGAUGAGAAGGAGCGUGAAAUUCGUCGUAGGAUUGAGAAAGAAAGAGAAUCUAGAAUCAGAACAUCUGGCGCUGUCAAGAAAACCAAAAUCAAGAUCAAUAAAUCGCUGGCCGACAGAAUCUCUCAAAAGCGUGGUGAUUCCGCCGCUGAAAAAGUGCUCACUGAUGAUCGUUUCAAGGAAAUGUUUAAAGAUGAAGAGUUCCAAGUUGAUGAAGAUGCAUAUGAUUACAAGCAAUUGAACCCGGUGAAGUCCGCCAGAGAAACGGAGGAAGGUGCGGCCAAACGUAUCAGGGCCUUGACCGCUGCUGAAGAAUCUGACGAGGAGAGAAUUGCCGCUAAAGACGGUCGUCGUGUUGAUUCAUCUAGUGAAGAAGAGAACAGUGAGGAUGAAGAUGACAAUCAAGUUCUGAAUGAAAAGGAAGAAAAAAGGAGACAGAAACAAUUGAAAGCAAUCGAGCGCAAGAAGAAGGAGAGACGUGAUGAGCAGCAAUUCAUGAACGAGAUGAAGGUAGGUUCAAUAGUGAUAAACGACGUAGACACCAGUAAAGUUACUUUUGAUCAACAAGUGCGUCAAAUGCUCGACAGCGAGAAAGGAAAGAAAUCGAGCGAUGAGAUUUUGCGCCGCUCACACCUCGGUGAAGCUGAGCUGACAUUUGUGCCUAGCAAAUCUUCCCAGAACAAGCCAAAGAGGAAGGCAGAAAUAGCUGAUGAAAAUGAAACUGACCGAGAGGGAACCAGAGAUCGUGGCAGAACGAAACCAAGAUUUGAGGGCAGGAGGCGUGCAAGUAAGAACGUAUUCCGUGGUAUGUGA